This is a messenger RNA of Teleopsis dalmanni, 696 nucleotides long. RefSeq lists its product as uncharacterized. NCBI's taxonomy places the organism in Eukaryota, Metazoa, Arthropoda, Insecta, Diptera, Diopsidae. The transcript has 3 exons. Bases 1 to 696 code for a protein of 231 amino acids. The record is from RefSeq and is a predicted model, not a curated record.
AUGCCACACCAAAGUAAUUCACAAUCACACUUAGUACCAUUACAGGAAAAACCACACAAGGAGGCAGUUCAUAAAUGCAUCGUAACUCCUCCACAGAGUUCAACGUCUCAUAGGGAAAGUCCAGAAGUAGGUUAUCAACAAGCAUAUGCACAACAGUCGCUAGUUAACUACAAUCAGAAUACGCAACCACGAGAGCAAAAGUAUCAAACCGAAGAGCAUGACUUAUCAUCACGUCCAGCACUGCCACAACAACUUGAGCCGCAGCCGCCAUCUUCGGUUAAUCAGCCACAGUCACCACGAGAAGCACCACCAAGAGAUAAUCACCAGUCCGGUCCACCAUCAUCUUCGUCAUCAACCACAUCGCCACAAAGGAAUUCUACUACAGUAUCGCCAAUAGCGGACAAUCGUCAAGUACAACCUACGAAGUCAUUAGAUCCAUUAGAUAUCAAUGUUUCAGAUAGUAAACUUAACACGGAACUACCAAGCCAAGGAAUUCAAGCAAAGGAUAAAGUCAAGCAUGACAGUCAACAAGAAACAUGGUCACCACAAGAGGAAUUGAACGUCAGUCAACCAAGCACAAAAGGAAACAAACCAAAGAUUUUCGUACAACGUCUAGGGAUAAAUGGAAAAUCAGAAGUAUCAAGUGCAAAUUUGCCGACGAGGGGUCAUCAACGUAUCAUUAAAAUAAAGUUUUAG